Penicillium maclennaniae is the source of this 378-nucleotide messenger RNA. RefSeq lists its product as uncharacterized. The transcript has a single exon. The record is from RefSeq and is a predicted model, not a curated record. Lineage: Eukaryota; Fungi; Ascomycota; Eurotiomycetes; Eurotiales; Aspergillaceae. The coding region runs from base 1 to 378 and encodes 125 amino acids.
AUGAAGUCUGCCGGUCUUUUGUCUCUUACCUUUAUUCUCUCGGCUGUUCCCGCCUUUGCUCAGCGGGGAAACUCUCAGAGUGUCACCAUCAAGCUCGCCAACGACCACACCGGUGCUUGGGCCAACGAGGCCAUCCCUGCUGAUGGCAAGAGCUACCCCAUCAAUGCUUUCUGGGCCAACAGUGCCCUUUCGCAGAACGGUAGAAUCUCUGCCACGAAUGCGGAGCUUAAUGCCUAUGGCCAGAAUGCCCACUGCAACAUCCAGUGCCCUCGCGGCACCUUGGCUCUCAAUGCCCAGACGACUUACGUAUCUUUUGAGCAUGGACAAGUUGUGAACUUGAACGACGCCACUGUGUCUUGCCAGGCCACUCAUUGGUAA